AUGUCUAAGCGAACCCGAAAAGCUUUGGGCUUUGCUACAGAUAGCUCUGAAGACGAAAGUCAUGAUUUUAGUAUUCGGCAUAGACGGCCUAAAAUUUUACAACCCCCCGUCUUAGAUAUCAAGGCGCUUGGAGAAUUGUCUGCCAAGUCCUGUAGCAUAAGAUCACCAGGUGUCGCUGAUAAUGAAGAUGAUUCAACAAUUUUAGAUGUAGAAGAGCAACUAGAGGACGCUAAUCAAGAUGAAUUUGAGUUAGGGAUUAAGGCUAACUCAAAUGAGGGGAACGAGUAUGCGAAACUCAUGCCAAAAGGAUACAAAAUGUUAACAAAAAUGGGAUAUAAACUUGGUAACAGCCUUGGAGCACAACCAGAAGCUAAUAAUACUACUUUAAAAGUACAAGGACAGACUACACGUCAGGGUAUAAAGCUGCACUCUACUUACCCAAAUCCUGAAUCUUUCGCUGUUGAUUCCGCUGAGUUUCGUGACUGGAGUCAACAAGCAAAUAGCAGCAAGCGCAAGGAUGCAAUUUUCAUGAAAAUGCAAAAAUUGGCAUUUCAAAUGUCUGGAGAUGCGGAUUUGCUAACUGAGCAUCCGGAUCCUCGAGAUUUUAAUGUUUUGUGGAGAAGUUACAUAGUUAAACUCCUACAGCGAACAAAUCCUAGUCAUUCGGAACAUAAGGAAAGUGAACUUAACCCUCCAUCAGGCGACGAAGAGCUGGCUCUAUUCGAAGAACUUGGUAUUGACGAAAAAAUAUCCCAACUGCACAAUUAUUUAAGGGUAGAACUUCGUUAUUGCUUUUAUUGCGGUGCAAAAUAUGCCGACGAUGAAGAUUUGUACUUACACUGUCCUGGAUUCAAGGAAGAGGACCAUCAGUAA
Messenger RNA from Eremothecium sinecaudum, 873 nucleotides. It is a transcript of the gene CMG1, whose product is annotated as Cmg1p. Gene Ontology annotation, molecular function: nucleic acid binding. Gene Ontology annotation, cellular component: kinetochore. Lineage: Eukaryota; Fungi; Ascomycota; Saccharomycetes; Saccharomycetales; Saccharomycetaceae. Bases 1 to 873 code for a protein of 290 amino acids. The transcript has a single exon. The record is from RefSeq and is a predicted model, not a curated record.